Molecule: messenger RNA, 1425 nt
Organism: Laetiporus sulphureus 93-53
Lineage: Eukaryota; Fungi; Basidiomycota; Agaricomycetes; Polyporales; Laetiporaceae
Product: DNase I-like protein
Exons: 7
Coding region: 100-1059 (319 amino acids)
Molecular function (GO): 3'-5'-RNA exonuclease activity
Source: RefSeq, a predicted model, not a curated record
ACGUCUGUGAGUUUGUCCUAGAGGGUGGACUCGGCCAGCCAGUAUAACGCAACUCACUUACUCGACCAUCUUUUCGAUUGGGCGUCCGAACCGUCCAGCAUGCGCAUAGCCACCUAUAACCUGCGAUAUGACUCUCAGCCUGACAAUGUAUCGGUGAAGCAGUCGAUUGACGGACUACCAGAUCCUCUGCACCGGCCGUGGUUUCUGGGUAAGAGCGGUGAGCAGCCAUGGAGCAAACGGAGGAUCAAGGUUGCGCAGCAGCUGUUGCACGAGAAUCCGGCCGUUAUAGGAUUCCAGGAAGCACUCGUCAGGCAAGUUCAUGAUCUCGCGGAACUGCUUGGAAAUCAGUGGGGUUGGGUGGGAGUCGGACGUGAUGACGGCAAUGAAGCAGGAGAGUUCUGCCCAAUAUUCUACAAGAAAUCAGAGCUCCAUCUCGUUUCUCACGAAUCCUUCUGGCUCUCUGAUAAGCCGUUUGAGCCGUCCAAGUUUCCAGACGCAGGCUCCUUCCGAGUUUGUGAAGUCGUCCGUUUCCAACCCACCUCCUCAAGCAUCCUCGCGCCAAAGCCCUUCACAGUGAUUAAUGCACAUCUGGAUGACCGCUCGGACAUGCAGCGUCGUCUUGCCGCGUCGAUGCUUCUCCUCCGCGCGCGUUACGAGGCGCACAAGACCGGCGGGCCCGUGUUCGUCACUGGCGACUUCAACAGCGCCGCGACAGGGCUGGACUCGGGCGCGUACCAGAUCGUCGUUGGCGCAUUGCCACCCAUUGGCGUGAACGAGACGUUUGCGCAAAAGUACGCGGUGCCUAAGGGGGUGCUCCCGGAGUUUCUCAUGCAGGACCUCAAGGCAGAGACGCCGAGAUUGAGAAUCUCGGGCGACUUUGCGACGUUCACGGGGUUCAAUCAUCCGGGAGAUCCGUCAGUGUUCACCCGCAUUGAUUUUAUUUUUGGUGGGAGUAACGGGGGAUGGUCAGCAGAUGCCUACCGCGUGGGCUCUUCGUUGACCGAUGACGGCAUCCUCGCGAGUGACCACCGGCCAGUCUUCGCUGAUGUCUCUAUCUAGUCCUCAGUGAGAUGACGGAAUACAGCUACAUUGCGAGAUGCGAGACCAGUAAUGUUCACGCAUGUCGUUUGCAUCAGUUUUAGGAAUGAGUCACCUUUCCGUGUGUAUGAGCACACAAGAUACCCUCUGUUACUUUCUUGAUAUCGUUGUAUGGGUAACAGGUGCGGAUAUUUGCAUGAAUGAUUAGUGGGGUGUUUGAAGACAGAAAGCGCGGCAGUUGACAUGCGGAGUAAUGGUACCGAGGGCUAAUUCUUCGAGAUCGAUGCAGUAUGCGGUCUCGCCAACGGUUCACCUACAUUUAUAUCAGUAUUUCGGCAAACGCGAUGAGGCUGAGGACCCGGGGGACGAUUAUGUGCAACUUUGGCU